Messenger RNA from Daldinia loculata, 1344 nucleotides. RefSeq names its product heterokaryon incompatibility protein-domain-containing protein. The transcript has a single exon. Bases 8 to 1249 code for a protein of 413 amino acids. The record is from RefSeq and is a predicted model, not a curated record. Lineage: Eukaryota; Fungi; Ascomycota; Sordariomycetes; Xylariales; Hypoxylaceae.
CGCCAUCAUGAUCCGGCUCAUCCAUUGCGGUGAAUGGAAGUUCCACGAGUUUGAUCUUUGCAAUUUGCCUAGUUAUGCCAUUUUAUCACACAGGUGGUUCAAUGAUGCAGGUGGGAAUCCAGAAGAGGUGACUUAUCAUGAUUUUCUGGCGCGGUUAAACAACAUUAAACAAGGCAAAGCACGGAGCUGGGCAAAAGUCGAGAAGGCUAGGGAUAUCGCCUGGGGGCUCAAUAUCAGAUGGAUAUGGAUCGACAACUGCUGCAUCAAUAAAAAGGAUGCACCAGAACUCUCGGAAGCAAUCAGCUCUAUGUAUCAAUGGUACGCACAGUCACAGGUCUGCAUUGCGUACUUGAACGAUAUGGAUAGGUCCGAACUUGGUCCUUCAUGGUUUUUCAGAGGGUGGACGCUGCAAGAGCUAAUUGCCCCAUCCCAAGUCCUAUUUUACAAUAAGAGUUGGCGAUACUGUGGGAGCCGGAAUGGGUAUAGAAUUGAAGACGCAUACGAUAUAGCCACAGAUCUUAGUAGCACAAUCUCUAAGAUUUCAGGGAUUGAGAGGGAUCUUCUGAAACUAAACGACAAUCAUCGAAUUAAACGCUGCUUACUUUCUAUUCCAGCUUGUCAGAAGAUGUCAUGGGCGGCUAAGAGGGAAACAGCCAAAAAAGAAGAUAUGGCAUACUGUCUAAUAGGGAUAUUCGGUAUUAAUCAUAUGUACCCGAAGUACGGAGAAGGGGGGAAUGCAUUCAUCCGGCUUCAAGAAGAGAUCGUCAAGCAAACCAGUGAUCUGACCCUGUUCGCUUGGGUAGUAAAGGACCUUAAUAAGUGCGACCCUGACAACCUCUUGACGUACGACGAUAUCAAUGGCAGUGAUGAUAUUGAGCAUGACGAUCGUGUCUUCAAAUUCCAUCAGGCCCUCCAUGGGAUCUUCGCCUGUCACCCACGCGAAUUUUCAUCAGCUAAUAACGUCAAACCUAUACAACACGUCAUGUAUAAUGAUGAAAUUACAGUUACCAGUAAAGGCCUCAAAUUCACUACCGCUCUGUGGGGGACGGGACCAGAUUCUCUAUUUGCUAUGCCUUUUUAUUGUUACGAUCAAACUCCUUCCUGCCCACUGGGGAUCCAUAUGAGAUGGGUCGGGGGCGACAUUUAUGCCAGAACAAAUGUCACAAACACGAUUUAUCUGCCAACGGAACAAGCUCCUCCUCCGAGCCAGGACGACAUUUUUGCUACGCAUAAAAUAUACUACUUUUAAGACUGCCUCCGUGUCCUCCAUAGAAAUUCUAUACGCAUUCCUAAAUUUAUUUACAGCGAAAAUGGGAUAAUAAAAGCUAGAUAACUGGAAAGGAC